AAAAGGCGGUCUUUGGCCAAAGGAAUACACGAAGUCUUGCCUUCCUUCAGUUAGAAGACGCUGCCCGUCCUAGAAGAACGUACCCGAGUGUCAAAAGCAAGUUUACAGUCAUGGAGCUGUUGGACCUGCCCUUCCAAAGCAAUUACUACAAAAGCAUCAUCAAGAGUCCUAAGAAAUACAACCUGAAAGUAAUUGAUCGCAGCUCCUUCUCCGAUCUGCCUCUCGAGAUUCCAUCCUGUACCUCAUUACCAAAGAUACCAAUAUAUCGUUCCAGUCUUACGGACGAUCUUGAUUCACUGAGCAACAACAGCCUUGGUUCGAGCGACCGAUCUUCCUUUGCGUCCUCUAGUAGACGUUCGUUGUCCGACCGAACCGCCUCUCUGAUUGACUUCUUUGUCAGACGAAAAAAGUCCCGUUCGGGAAGUAUCCCGAGUGGCACAAAAGCGCAGAGGAUACUCAAAUAUUUUGACGAAAUUGAUACUACGCAGAUUGCAUAUGCAUAUGGAAUUUUUCCCCCAAGCCAACAAUGAAAUCAAAUGGCGCGCACAGUGUGCUACCCCGUAAAAUUAUUAUUUAUUUUAUGUACAAAUAAAUUAUAUAUUUAUUUUUAUUUAUUUAUUUAUUGUUGUAAAUUUUAAGUUGUACACAUUUUUGGUUUAAUAAAUUAUAAUUAUAAUAUUUUUGAAAUUUAAA
Molecule: messenger RNA, 693 nt
Organism: Neocloeon triangulifer
Lineage: Eukaryota; Metazoa; Arthropoda; Insecta; Ephemeroptera; Baetidae
Exons: 3
Coding region: 111-530 (139 amino acids)
Source: RefSeq, a predicted model, not a curated record